GAAGAACCCUUCAAUAACAGUCUGAUAUAUAAUCUCUUCCAUGGGAAGAUCAAAGCUGCUGAAUUAAAUAAUUAUCAGUUCACAGAGAUGUUUGGAUCGGUCGGAGUAACCGCCGUUAUGCUUACGUUAGAGGCGAUGGAUGUGGGCAUUAACACUGUAAAUAAAGCAGCAAUGAGCAAAGGCAUGAGUCGCUAUACACUCGUAGUUUACUCUAACUUCAUCGCUGUUUUUCUUCUUCUUUUUUCUUCCUUCAUCUUUUACAGAAAAAGAAAUGAGCCAGCAAUUACAUUCUCUUUAAUCUGCAGGAUUUUUGUCCUAAGUCUGCUCAGUUGUUGUGGUCAGGUAUUUACCAAUAUUGGAAUAGGAUACAGCUCUCCAACUCUAGCUUCUGCCAUGAUUGAUUUAACUCCGGCUUUUACCUUCAUUCUUGGAGUCUUCGCAAGGAUGGAAAUCCUGAAUUUCAGGAUGAAAAGUAGUCAGGCAAAGUGUAUCGGCACAAUGGUAUUGAUCACCGGAGGAUUAAUUUUUACUUUAUACAAAGGUCCGUCGAUUACAGGUGGCGAUGACGAUGAUGACUUACAGAAAAAAAUGAUUUUCUCAUCUCCAUCAAACUGGGCAAUUGGAGGAUUUUUCCUUUCAGUUCAUAGUUUCAUCCUGGCUCUAAUCUAUAUAGUCCUGACUUGGAUAAUCAGGGAUUAUCCUUCAGAACUCAUGAUCACACUCUUAAAUUCAACAAUGGUGACCGUUUUUUCAGCCUCAGUUUCAUUGGUAGCAGAAAAAGAUCCAAAUGCUUGGACAAUCACUCCUGAUAUUCAGUUACUAUCCAUUAGCUUUACGGCAGUUUUUGGUGUGUCACUUCGAACCAUAGUGCAUACAUGGGCAUGUCACAAGAAAGGACCUGUCUACACUUGCAUGUUCAAACCACUUGGAAUGGUUAUAGCUGUAUUUAUGGGAGUUUCUUUUCUUGGAGACAAUCUCUAUCUUGGAAGUGUGAUAGGAGGUGGUACAAUUGGCAUAGGGUUUUAUGGUGUAAUGUGGGGGAAAAGCCGAGAAGACAAAGAAAGCUGCGGUUUCGAGUCAUCUUCUCUUAAAGCCCCACUUUUACGCAACAAAUUCCUUAAAUUUAUACCAUUUUUGCACUGAAACAAUAUACAUAUGGUACAAUUAAAUAACCCAUGUUUCCACUUAUUGCUAUUUUUGGCUUUUGUAAGUAUUUUUUGGAACAAAGGAUCAAUUCACCUCUUCAA
This is a messenger RNA of Mercurialis annua (annual mercury), 1247 nucleotides long. Its product is annotated as WAT1-related protein At5g40210-like. Gene Ontology annotation, cellular component: plasma membrane. Gene Ontology annotation, molecular function: transmembrane transporter activity. The transcript is spliced from 7 exons. Bases 88 to 1143 code for a protein of 351 amino acids. Lineage: Eukaryota; Viridiplantae; Streptophyta; Magnoliopsida; Malpighiales; Euphorbiaceae. The record is from RefSeq and is a predicted model, not a curated record.